This is a messenger RNA of Tripterygium wilfordii, 1850 nucleotides long. RefSeq names its product protein EMSY-LIKE 1-like. The transcript has 10 exons. The record is from RefSeq and is a predicted model, not a curated record. NCBI's taxonomy places the organism in Eukaryota, Viridiplantae, Streptophyta, Magnoliopsida, Celastrales, Celastraceae. Gene Ontology annotation, cellular component: nucleus. Gene Ontology annotation, biological process: defense response to fungus. The coding region runs from base 231 to 1385 and encodes 384 amino acids.
UCAAAUAGGAAAUCCUCGUCUUUCCCUCUGCAUUCUCAUUCCCUCCUUUUAUCUAAAACCCUAUCGCUCGUUCAAAUCGAUUCGCAAGGUUUUUCAAUUCUUGAUGAUCUCAUCGGAUCUGGAACGCUAUUUGUCUCUAGGUUUCUCAAAUUUUGUGGCAAUUCUUAUUCGGUUUCUUGCUAUCCUUGUUUUAUUCUCACGAUAGAGUUUCGAUUCUGGCUAUUCUUCGCAUGGACUACCGCGUUUCGGAUAGCAGCGGUACUGAUGAUGAUCUCCCUUCUUCACAUCACAAUAGAAUUUCAAGAAGAGGACAUGUGACCGGAAAUGGAACAUCUGUGGUAGGUUCUGCCCCAUAUUCUUUGCACAGUGACAUGGAGGCCCAAAUUCAUGCACUUGAGCAAGAAGCUUAUAUCGCUGUCCUGCGCGCUUUCAAGGCUCAGUCUGAUGCCAUCACUUGGGAGAAGGAGGGUUUGAUAACUGAACUUAGAAAGGAAUUGAGGGUAUCUGACGACAAACAUCGAGAGCUUCUAACCAGGGUCAAUGGCGAUGAGAUCAUCCAAAGGAUAAGAGAGUGGAGACAGGCAGGUGGGAACCAAGCUGCCAGGUUUAGUGCCUCUCAGCCCGUCCACGAUAUUAUACCCAGUCCUACUGUUUCAGCAUCGCGCAAGAAGCAGAAGACAUCCCAAUUGGGUCCUGGUAUAUCCUCAAAGAAUCCCAUGCAAUACCCUUCGACAGGUUUGGCAGUAAAUAGACGUUUCAUGGGCCAUGGUACCUCUGGCGCUUUUGUGUCAAAUGAGCCUGCUGAACGGGCAACAUACGAUCCAUUAAUUGGAAGAAAAGUUUGGACAAGAUGGCCUGAAGACAACAACUUCUAUGAAGCUGUUAUAACUGAUCACAACCCUUCUGAGGGCCGGCAUGCCUUAGUCUACGAUAUAAAUACAGCAUCUGAGACCUGGGAAUGGGUUGAUCUCAAGGAGAUCUCUCCUGAGGAUAUCCGAUGGGAAGGUGAGGAUCCAGGCAUCUCUCAUCAUGGGGCCCUUGGGCUGCAAGGUCAUGGGAUUAAUAAGCCCUUGAGCCGUGGUCGUUUUAUUCCAAGUGUUGGAAGAGGAACAGAGUCCUUGAAGGAGCAUUCAAAAAUAGAAUUUCUGCCAUCACAGAAUGGUGUUCCAAUUAAAUUGGCGGAUGACAUUGAAUUACUAAACACAGAGACACUAGUAAGAGAGGUGGAGCAGAUCAUUGUUUUGAGUGAUCCAGAUCCUCUUGAGCUUGAGAAGGCACAGACUAUGCUCAAAGAGCAAGAACAGGCACUUAUCAACGCUAUUGCAAGGCUUGCAGAUGCUUCUGAUGGUGACGGUGAUGGCGAACAGCCGCUUUCAAAUGGGUGAUGAACGGAGAGCUGGAACGAAGUUAUAUGAAUCCUGCGUCACCAGUAGUUUGGGAAACAGGCGAGGGUUGUAUCGUCAUGCUUGGAAUGGUUGAACAGUUGAUGGCUUUGAAGCUGGUAAUUCUGUUGUGCCAGUCUUAAGCAGGCGAGGGCUGAUGGUUUCAUAGUUGGGUGACUGACUGAAUUUCAUUCGGAGGGAAAGUGGCAUCAAAUAACCCGCAAGAUGGUGUUGAUCUUGAUGUCCUAUUGUGUUUCUAAUUCUUGUUUUUCCCUCUUUUGUGAGGUGGGAAGACAGAUCUGUUUAUUUAUUGAUGCAUUUUUCAUUGACAUUGAUCUGUGUACUCUACUGGCUUCCCAUUGGAAGAAACAGUCUCAUUUUCACAGCCGUUUCUUCUCUUAAAAAAAAAAACGGACGAGCUGGUGUUGGAUUUAUUUAUUCAUCAGCUAUUUUGUGCGUCAAACGCAA